Messenger RNA from Alosa alosa (allis shad), 3356 nucleotides. RefSeq names its product mitochondrial calcium uptake family, member 3a (gene micu3a). Gene Ontology annotation, molecular function: calcium ion binding. The record is from RefSeq and is a predicted model, not a curated record. The coding region runs from base 22 to 1518 and encodes 498 amino acids. Gene Ontology annotation, cellular component: uniplex complex. NCBI's taxonomy places the organism in Eukaryota, Metazoa, Chordata, Actinopteri, Clupeiformes, Clupeidae. Gene Ontology annotation, biological process: mitochondrial calcium ion homeostasis; calcium import into the mitochondrion. The transcript is spliced from 17 exons.
AACAUUUUCAUAGCAACAAUAAUGGCCGCUUUGCGAAGACUGGCCGUAGUUGUAGGCAGGCUGACAGGCUCGUCUAUCCCGCGUAAGGAUGUCCUUGGAUUCCGGGCAAAAAAUGACAAGACAGUACGCGGGUGGCUUGCCGUUGGGGUAGGGAUGGCGGCAGGAGGUGCAGUGGCUUAUUGCUGUUUUUACGAGCGACAUGACAGCAAAAAGAAGAGAGUCGGGCAUAGCAUCAACGGCCGAGCUAUGCUUCCUUCUUUGCCCGCAGUAACCGCUAAGGAAAAGGGUCGUCCGUUUGACUUUGAGGAGGGGGACGUCUACAUGUCAUCCCACGAGCACCGUUUCCGCCUCUUCAGCUCGGUGGAGUACGAGGGCCAGCUCUACAUGACUCCGCAGAACUUCAUCGAGUCGGUCACCAUGAGUGAACCCAGAAGCAAGAAGCCCUGGAGGUCCCUCACCAAACCGGAGCUGGAGAAGAUCCUGGCUGACACUCCACCCGUGUGGAAGGGAACAUCCAAACUUUUCCGGAACCUUCGAGAGCGAGGCAUCAUCGCUUACACUGAGUAUCUCUUUCUGCUCUGCAUCCUGACAAAGCCCCAUGCUGGCUUUAAGAUUGCCUUCAACAUGUUCGAUGCUGAUGGGAACCAGAUGGUUGACAAGAGGGAGUUCUUGGUGCUGCAGGAGAUCUUCCGUAAGAAGAAUGAGAAGAGAGGCCGAAAGGGAGAUGCAGACAAAUCCGCCCAGCUGAGUAUGCAGCUCUAUGGAUAUCAGGUUGCCCCCGUGAACAGCGUGCUUAAAAAAGAGGGUCAGGAGUUUGCGCCCAGGAGCUACUGGGACGUGCUGAGACGCAGCGCAAGUCAAGCUCUGUUUUCUGACCUGGCAGAGCGCGUGGACGAGAGCAUGAUGAUUGACACAUCGUUGCUGGUACACUUCUUUGGGAAGAAGGGCAAGGCAGAGCUGACCUUUGAUGACUUCUACAGGUUCAUGGAUAACCUGCAGACUGAGGUGCUGGAGAUCGAGUUCCUGACCUACUCAAAGGGCAUGACCACCAUCAGUGAGGAGGACUUUGCCCGCAUCCUACUGCGCUACACCACCGUAGACAACAUCAGCAGCUACCUGGACAACGUGCGCCAGUGCAUCCCUGACGAGAAGAGACAAGAGCUGGGCCUGGACAUUAAGGGAAUCACCUUUGAAGAGUUCAGGUCAUUCUUCCAGUUCCUGAACAACCUCGAGGAUUUUACUAUCGCAAUGCAAAUGUACAACUUUGCCAGCCGCUCUAUUGGCCAAGAUGAGUUUGCCAGGGCCGCGUAUGUGGCGACAGGUCUGAAGCUGACCCGUCACCUGGUGAACACCAUCUUUAAGAUCUUUGAUGUGGACCAUGACGACCAACUGAGCUACAAAGAGUUCAUCGGCAUCAUGAAGGACCGCCUGCACCGCGGAGCACGGGGGUACAAGGCCGUGGAGCACUUCACUUCCUUCAAGUCAUGUCUGAAGAAGGAGCUGGCUGGCAGUAGGUGAACAGACACGGCACCGGCUCCUUCUCCACCUGCAUUCGCUCGGAGGGUGGGAGGCAUGUCCGCCAGCUGUGGAGGAGGUUCAAGGAGAAGGCUUAGACGGGGAAGGAGUGGAGGAGGAGGAGGAGUAGAAGGAGGUCAACAGGAGGAAGACGGAAGAAAAGACCGUAACGUUACACUUUCACUCUGCUGAAGGGCCAUUCAGGGGCCUACAAGACUUACACCCAGAGACUGCACUACUGAUGGGAACAAGAGCAGUCUAUAUUAUAAGUGGGACAGAUGUAUAAUGUUGACUGAGAAGGUGGUAUUUGUAGGGGAGAGCAGGUAGAGUUGGAGCAAGGGGACAGUAGUAAAAUGCUCAGACACUCACAGACCAAAUGAGUGAUAGCAACAGCAUACUAUGUUCAAAAUUUGAACUUGCAUCCCUGUCAGUCAAUCGUUAAGAGACAGAAUAUAGAAUAGUUAUUGACAUGUUUUGUGGGGCAAAUGUGUAAGUUAAGUUUUGGGCGACUGGCAGUAGGGUGAGAGCUGCGGCCCUAGCUCUGUAAAGACUACAGUCUGGGUUUGAGUAAUGCAUGGCUGUUGCUGUAAACUUGACUUACCUCUUCAAAUUGGUGUGUUAAUGCUGUCACGUCAGAGCUGUAGCAGAGGCACUCAUUUCAUUUAGAUUCAAAUCACAGAAAAAGGCCCCUGUGCUUGACCUAGUGAUGUAAAUAAAGAGGCUGGGGGUGCAUGUUACAUAAAUGUUCAAAUGAAAGGUGUCACUUCAGAUAUUUUACAACAAAUCAUAAUACAAAAAGUGCAACAACUCUACCCAGUCUCCCCACCACACUACUGUACCUGUCUUCUAGUGUACCUGUCAUCUUCUAACAUACCUGUCAUCUUCUAACAUACCUGUCAUCUUUGUUAACACUGGUCUCAGUCUUUGAGUUUCGUGACAUUACUUAAGAAAGAUUCGAAACUUGUUAAACAUUCUAUGUUUUGUUUUGUUUUUUACUUGGAUGAAAGUACAUGUCUUUAUAUGAAGAACACCACCAUGGUGAGAUAGAACACCAGUAGGAUAUAGUCAAGCAGAACAUGGGGGUUAAAAGUUCUCUCCACAUAUCUAGUCAUAUGUUGUUUAAUCUUAGUUUAAAGCAUGACAUUUUUGAUUGAUUAUAAUUUUCCUCUGUUUGAUUCCAAAAACCAGAAGGGUUUUAUAUUUAAUACAUUCCAUUGACUUUGUUGACAUUUUGUAUCAGCAUGUUGUCUUAACAAUAUAUAUCAACAUAUUUUUUUCCUUUAUUGAACAUUAAGGGAAGAUCAUUUAUUAACUGAAUGGUUGUUUAUGCAGCCCCAGUUAGCAGGGAAGGCCUGAGAAGGUUGUGCAUGGCCAUCCAGUUGGGAAAUGCAAUCUAUGGCUACUUUUGUGUGCACUGACAUGGCAAGAAAGACAAUGAGACUCAAACAGUAAGCAAUAAGAAAACAAUGCAAAUAGAAUGUAAAAACUACUCAAAUUCCAGUAAUCAAGCAAUUAAAACUUUCUUAAGUUAGUUUUAAAUCACUUUAAAGGUUGCCUAGGGUUCCUAGUGUGUGUGUGUGUGUCUGUGGGCACAUGCAUACUUACAUUGAGACCAUCUACUCAUUCCAUAAUUAAAUGCAUGCAUUAGGGUAACUGCUGAUAGGAUCCGCAAAGUAAUCGUCUGUCUUUAAAACAUAGCCUUUCAUCAAAGCCUGUGUCAUAUUUAUUUUUAUGUAUAUUAUGAAGCCAUUUGGAGAUGAUAUGUAUUGAUAUGGUUAUUAUGGAGUGUAUAUAAGCAGGGUGAUGUUGCAAGAUUUAUGAUAAAUUUACCAUAGCAGUAA